Messenger RNA from Paramecium octaurelia, 684 nucleotides. The record is from the annotation of a GenBank genome assembly. NCBI's taxonomy places the organism in Eukaryota, Ciliophora, Oligohymenophorea, Peniculida, Parameciidae.
GAUUUUAAUGAGCAAAGCUUAUUUGGCUGUGAAGAAUUUUAAGUGGUCCGAGAUGGUUAAUUUGCUUGCUUAUGGAGUGAAGCAUCCUGACACUCUCUCUUAGACUCAAAGAAUUACCAGAUUAUACAGGUGCGUCUCACUUAAUAUUCUUAGGGCAACCAUAAGGAGACAUUACACUUCCCAAUUGGAGAAUUUCAAGGGUGAUCAUAUUAGAUUCUAUAACGAGAUGCAAGUGGCCCAAAAAGAUUUUAAUAGAUUAUAGGAAUUGAAUAAUAAUUAUGCAAGUACAUUACCUAUGCAAACUAUUAGAUUUGAGUCAAGAGUAGAAGGUAGAAUUCACAGAAUUGGAAAACAAGUGGGUCAAUUGGUUAGAGAUCAAUUAUGAUGCAUUUUUAUACGUCGAUGAAUGUCGACCAUAUUCUAGCACUUCAACCAGAUAUAUUGUUUACUCAGAUAAAGAAUUGAAAUUCGAUCCCUUGGGUUUUUACAAAUCAAGACCAGUCAACGAUGGUAAAUUUGAUCCCCACUUGCCCUAUUUUAGAGAUUACCCAUACAACGAGUCUUGGUGGGGCAUGAAUGAAUCAUUCCCAUCAGGUAAGACUAUUCAAACAUAUCCCUAGAUUUCGAUGAUACACCAUCACAAAAGCAUUGAUUUAUUAUAUUCCAAAUAAUAAAAAACAAAAC